AUGAAGGAGCCAGAAGGACAGUUGGCCCGCUGGCUAGAGGUCUUGUCUACGUAUGACAUGGAAAUCCAACGUAGACCUGGAAGGCUCCAUGGGAACGCUGAUGCGUUAAAUAGGAUGCAUUGUAAAUCCCCAGAUGUUCACCCAAGCUGUUGUCAGGAAUUUGUUGAAACUAUUCAAACAGUGAAGCCGUCUAAGUUAUCGAUAGACAGUACUUACGAACCGGUGACUUUCAGCAAGCUGCAAAAAGAGGAUCCUGAUUUGUCGGGAGUAAUACAAACAGUUGAAACUGGUACUCAAUCAAGUUAUGCGGAAAUCAGCACAAAUAAUGCCUUUGCCAAACUAAUGUAUAAUCAGUUGAGUUCUCUAGUAAUCGAGAAUGGUGUGUUGUGUCGGAAAUGGACCUGCACUGGGAACAAAAAGGUAAAGGUCCAGGCCGUGGUUCCUAGUAAGGAACGGGUGAAGGUACUUCAGCAGUGUCAUGACAGUCGAACAGCCGGUCAUCUAGGGAAUCAGCCACAAGUCAUUCACGUUGACCGCAUGCGCUUAAAGAAAAGCCAGCUACUAUCCCAUGAGAGAUCAGACCUUGACGAACCUCUUUCUGAUAAAUAUGAAUGUUGCCCCGACACCGAGUCUGCAGACUCAUUUAGCGAUGAUACUGAAAGCGAGGACGAGCAUGAUUUUCGUAUGGGUUGUCCAAAAAGACUUAUACGCAAACCAUCGAAUUUCGAAAUCCAUGCUGACUUAAGACCCUUGAUAGGUGAGUCGCAUCAACUUGACUGGGCACGAUUUCAAACUAUAAACAGGAUUAAAACAGAAAAAGAGGAGAAAAAGUUCAUGGAGACCAAAGCUUUUCAUGACGCACAAGAGAAACUCGGAAAGAACAGAGUCAUAAUGAUCAAGGGUAACACAGGAGACGGCAAGACUUCGACUGCCUUUCAACUCAUGGACUGGCUGAUCAAGGAGCAGCAAUGCAGACAACCUCUUCAGCUUCAUAAAAUCAAGAAAUUAGAUAAAUUGUCUCCAGACUCGAGUCUGGUUACUUUUAUUGAUGAUAUUUUUGGAGAGAGAAAUGUUAGAAAUACGGAUGUAGCUGAGUGGAACAAAAGAAUUAAUAAUGUAAAAACACUGUUUGUAGAUCAACAAAUGAAGGCCAAUUUUUUGCUUGUUACUAUUCGUAAUGAAAUAUAUAAUGAUUUGAAAGAGCGAUCUUUGAAACCAGUUUUUACCAAAGAUAACCUCAUUGACAUGAGUUCUGACACAUACAGGAUUUUAGAGGAAAGAAAAGAACUUCUACAAAAAUAUCUACCAAACAAUUAUAAAUGGGAAGAGAAAGAAAUAGAAAGUAUUGUAAAAUCUGCUUCAAGCAUUGGCUUUCCCCAAUGCUGCCACCUUUUCUAUAACUCUGGGGUAUUGCAGGCAAAACGUGGGAAAUUUUUUGAGAAACCUUUUGAAUUUUUGAAUGAAGCAUUUUCUAGAUUAUCAGAAUGUUGUGCCAUUUUGUUUCUUUUCCUCAAUGGAGGGGAGAUAAAAGUUAAAGAUCUAGACCCAAACAGUGAUAAAAUCAACAAAACAUUGUUAGAGGAAUCAUUUGAUAUUAAUCUGAUUGAUGGUGAGGAGGACAGAACCUCAUUGACUUACAAGAAAAAAGUAGGAUUUGUAAAAGAAAGUUUAGACAGAUUGCUAGGAUUUUUAGUGGUGAAGGGGAUACAUUGGUCUGUAACAGAAUGUGGUUUAUAUCUUCUGAGUGUGGGAGUCAAACCUGACAAUGACACAGACUGGUGGCCAUUGAUUACAGGAAGUGUUUUUCGUGGUGGUAAGGGAGAUGUGGAUGUACUUAAGGAAGUUGUUAAAUACCUGAAUGAUGAGAAGAAACAUGACUUGUUAAAUGAUGCAUGUCGUGCUGGUUCAACAGAAUGUGGUUUAUAUCUUCUGAGUGUGGGAGCCAAACCUGACAAUGACACAGACUGGUGGUCAUUGAUUACAGGAGGUGAUCGUGGUAAGGGAGAUGUGGAUGUACUUAAGGAAGUUGUUAAAUACCUGAAUGAUGAGAAGAAACAUGACUUGUUAAAUAGAGCAUGUUGGUCUGGUUCAACAGAAUGUGGUUUAUAUCUUCUGAGUGUGGGAGCCAAACCUGACAAUGACACAGACUGGUGGCCAUUGAUUACAGGAAGUGUUUUUCGUGGUGGUAAGGGAGAUGUGGAUGUACUUAAGGAAGUUGUUAAAUACCUGAAUGAUGAGAUGAAACAUGACUUGUUAAAUAGAGCAUGUCGGUAUGGUUCAACAGAAUGUGGUUUAUAUCUUCUGAGUGUGGGAGUCAAACCUGACAAUGACACAGACUGGUGGCCAUUGAUUACAGGAAGUGUUUUUUGUGGUGGUAAGGGAGAUGUGGAUGUACUUAAGGAAGUUGUUAAAUACCUGAAUGAUGAGAAGAAACAUGACUUGUUAAAUGAUGCAUGUUGUACUGGUUCAACAGAAUGUGGUUUAUAUCUUCUGAGUGUGGGAGUCAAACCUGACAAUGACACACUGUUGUGUGUGGCGGAGGGAGGGAGUGUGGAAUUGUUACGUAAACUACUGCAGUAUGACGUCACUAUAACAGUGAGGGAUGAGUACAACAACAACAAUGUACUACAUCGGGCGUGUGAUUCGGGGAGUGAAGAGAUGGUGACUGAGUUGUGUGAUAAGUAUCCAGACUUGGUACGUGACACUAAUAAUGAUGGACAAACUCCGCUCUAUGUCGCGGCAGAAAGCUUUAGAGGAAACUUAUCUAUAUUCCAGACAGUGGAGAGAACUACACUUCAAACCUUGUAUAAACAGUGUGGGACAGACGGACAUGUUGUACACAGGGAUUGUGUGUGGGGUCAGUACAUGUCUAACUUAGUGGACAGUAGAGGACGGACUGUAUUACAUGUGAGUUGUGAGAGGGGAAACAAGGAGAUGUGUGUCUAUUUAUGUGAGCAGUGUCCAUCACUGAUCACAGCUGUAGACAAUGAAGGACGGACUGUAUUACAUGUGAGUUGUGCGAGGGGAAACAAGGAGAUGUGUGUCUAUUUAUGUGAGAAGUGUCCAUCACUGCUCACAGCUGUAGACAACCGUGGCCGUCAUUGUCUACAUUACAUCGCUGAGUCGGACAGACCAGAUGUAGACUUGUUCACGAAGUGUGAGACUCGCGUCAAACAACACAUAGAAUCAACAGGAGGUAAGUAUGACAUCACAACCAUACUUGACGGGGAGGGGAACUCUGUUUUAGACUUGGCAAAGCAAAGGAAAGAGAGAUACAGUUGGUUAAACAACAGUUUGUAUGAUCAUCUUAUCAAAGUGUUCGGUAAAUAAACAUGCAGGUAUUAUAUCUAUAAAACGUCUUCUGAUAAUAAGUACAAACCAUUAAUAUCCUUCCUGUUCCCAGUCCAGGUGAUGUUCCGUUGUUUUUAUGAGGGAAAUCUGUCGAUAAUGAUGAUUUUCCUGUACGAGUUUGAAGAUCGACUUCGCGCUGCGGUAAAAUAGGCAGGCGGCGUCUUUGACUAGGUUCGAGUGAUUGAUGUCAAUUUCAGUGGAAAUAUUCGUACGUGAAUGGUAUGGCUACGGUCAGGUUUAACCAUCAGGGGUGUUCAGGAAUUACUAAAUUUGUGGUGUUAUUUGUUGUUUUUAAUUAGAAAAAGUGAACUAUGUUGUGUUCUAGAAUAAAGAGCUAUUUGGAAUAUUUCGCUAUGAUGAUUCUCCAACAAUGAGCAACGUGAUAAUUCUGUGAUAAAUCAUGUCUGGAGUCUGGAUUUUACUGUGGCCUAUGAAAACAGUCGCGUUAUCUUGAAAAUUGAUUUAACCAUGAGUAUUCUAAGAGAAAGAUAUAAUAUUUUGAAUUUUUUUUUUUUGAGAAAUUAAAAUACAUAAAACCAAAACAAACAGUCGGUGAUUAUUUUAAUGUGUUACCAAUAAACACUGAAUUAUUAACCAGGAAGCUUUUUAGGACUUGGCUUCAUUCUGAUAAAUUCUUCUCUUGGAAAUACUUUUUGUAGAACUUCAUUAAUUGAAUACAAAUAUUUUCAGGUA
This is a messenger RNA of Ylistrum balloti, 4044 nucleotides long. RefSeq lists its product as uncharacterized. Gene Ontology annotation, molecular function: protein binding. Lineage: Eukaryota; Metazoa; Mollusca; Bivalvia; Pectinida; Pectinidae. The record is from RefSeq and is a predicted model, not a curated record.